This is a messenger RNA of Daphnia pulicaria, 1639 nucleotides long. Its product is annotated as tubulin alpha-1 chain. The record is from RefSeq and is a predicted model, not a curated record. Gene Ontology annotation, biological process: mitotic cell cycle; microtubule cytoskeleton organization. Gene Ontology annotation, cellular component: cytoplasm; microtubule. NCBI's taxonomy places the organism in Eukaryota, Metazoa, Arthropoda, Branchiopoda, Diplostraca, Daphniidae. The coding region runs from base 150 to 1502 and encodes 450 amino acids. Gene Ontology annotation, molecular function: GTP binding; structural constituent of cytoskeleton. The transcript is spliced from 6 exons.
GCCGCAUUUUACCAAAAGAAUUUUCCUUCUACGUUAAUUUUGAGAACCUUGUCACUUCACCACGGAACGGCAUCCUUGUUAGGCCUUUCUGCGCGAAGAUUUUCUAAAUUUCCUUUCGUUCUAAAUUCAUCCCAACUUAAUUAACCAAGAUGCGCGAAUGUAUCUCAAUCCACGUUGGACAAGCCGGAGUCCAGAUCGGCAAUGCCUGUUGGGAAUUGUACUGCUUGGAGCAUGGAAUCCAGCCUGAUGGUCAGAUGCCCAGUGACAAGUCGGUCGGAGGUGGAGAUGAUUCUUUCAACACCUUCUUCUCUGAAACUGGCUCUGGCAAACAUGUUCCUCGUGCUGUCUUUGUUGACUUGGAACCAACUGUAGUUGAUGAGGUUCGCACUGGCACCUACAGGCAAUUGUUCCACCCUGAGCAACUCAUCACUGGCAAGGAAGAUGCUGCCAACAACUAUGCCCGUGGCCACUACACCAUUGGAAAGGAAAUUGUUGACCUUGUGCUGGAUCGCAUUCGCAAACUCUCUGACCAAUGUACUGGACUUCAGGGAUUCCUCAUCUUCCAUUCUUUUGGUGGUGGCACUGGAUCCGGUUUCACCUCACUUUUGAUGGAACGUCUUUCUGUUGACUACGGCAAAAAGUCCAAGCUUGAAUUCGCCAUCUACCCCGCUCCCCAAGUUUCUACCGCUGUUGUCGAACCAUACAACUCCAUUUUGACCACCCAUACCACCCUUGAACAUUCCGACUGCGCUUUCAUGGUUGAUAACGAGGCUAUUUAUGAUAUCUGCCGCCGAAACUUGGACAUUGAACGGCCGACUUACACCAACUUGAACCGCUUGAUCGGCCAAAUCGUCUCAUCCAUUACGGCUUCCCUUCGUUUCGAUGGCGCUUUGAACGUCGAUUUGACUGAAUUCCAGACCAACUUGGUCCCCUAUCCUCGUAUCCACUUCCCGUUGGUCACUUACGCUCCGGUUAUCUCGGCUGAGAAGGCUUACCACGAGCAAUUGACCGUGGCCGAGAUCACCAACGCUUGCUUCGAACCGGCCAACCAGAUGGUUAAAUGCGAUCCUCGUCAUGGCAAGUACAUGGCCUGCUGCAUGUUGUACCGUGGUGAUGUCGUUCCCAAGGAUGUCAAUGCUGCCAUUGCAACCAUCAAGACAAAGCGUACCAUCCAAUUCGUUGACUGGUGUCCCACUGGUUUCAAGGUUGGUAUCAACUACCAGCCACCAACUGUCGUUCCAGGUGGUGAUUUGGCCAAGGUUUCGCGUGCCGUGUGCAUGUUGUCCAACACGACUGCCAUUGCUGAAGCCUGGGCUCGUCUCGAUCAUAAAUUCGACUUGAUGUACGCCAAGCGUGCUUUCGUCCACUGGUACGUCGGUGAGGGUAUGGAGGAAGGCGAGUUCUCCGAGGCCCGUGAGGAUCUUGCUGCCCUCGAGAAGGACUACGAAGAGGUCGGCAUGGACUCUGUUGAAGGCGAAGGCGAGGGAAAUGACGAAUAUUAAAGAAUCUGGAUCCUGAUCUUUCUGCAUUCUGAAAUUUGCAUGCUUCUUACGAUUUGUUGAGUGAAUUUUACUUCAUUGCUGAUAGCCUCUACUCCAUUAUUUGCCCAAGCUUUUCAAUACAGGCAUUUGAAAAUCUA